Messenger RNA from Caenorhabditis auriculariae, 4636 nucleotides. The record is from the annotation of a GenBank genome assembly. NCBI's taxonomy places the organism in Eukaryota, Metazoa, Nematoda, Chromadorea, Rhabditida, Rhabditidae.
AUGGGGAACAACAGAGUGUCACGCGGCGUGCGACGCCUGAUUCUGCUGCCCAUCGUCGUCGUCUUCUUCGUGACGUCAUCCGCCGUAUCUCGCAGUCGACGCGACGUCGCCACUGAAGUCGUUCCUUCUUCCACGGAUGUGUCUUUUUGGCGCUCUCUACUGCCAACCUGCAACCGGUAGGAGUUCAUCUUCGGAAGUUUACGCUCCAAGAAACAACAGAUCCCUUGUGCCGCCGCCAGUCGAUGUCAACGACGAUGGACAAUUCCCGCCAGACCCAUUUUCGUUGGAAGACAGGCAGAAAGGAGCCGGUUAGUCUUUUUAAAGUUUGCUCGCUUGAACCGGGACAGCUUUUUCUAACAUAGGUUUUUCGACUCCAAUAAGUUCAAGCACGUCUCACCUGAAACAAUGAACCGCUCAAGUUCAAAUAAACAAAACAAACGGUUGAGUGGUGCUUCACAUGGCGGGUCUCAUCUACAUGUUCGUGUCGUUGGCCAUCGUCUGCGACGAGUUUUUCGUCCCGUCUCUCGACGUCCUCACCGAGAAGCUUUCACUGUCCGAUGACGUCGCCGGCGCGACUUUCAUGGCCGCUGGCGGGUCUGCGCCCGAGUUCUUCACCUCCGUCAUCGGCGUCUUCAUUGCUCAGAACAACGUCGGGAUCGGCACAAUCGUUGGUCAGCCUUACAUUAUGAGUAUCUCUACAUUAGAAGACUACAGCUUUUUCCAAACGUUAUUCAGAAUUUUUUUUUUCGAGACUAAUUUUGGAGCAUUUUUUUUUGGGGCAAUUUCGAGGUAUCUGACUUUAAUUUAUCUUACAAAAAAGAUCAAUAUUCGGGAAAAAGUAGAUUUUUUUUCCAGUUAAAACAAAAAAUAUUUUUCACAAAAAAAAAUGCUUCAGGCUCGGCGACCUUCAACAUUUUGUGCGUGUUAGCUUUCUGCACGCUUUUCUCGAAGACGGUUCUCGACCUGACUUGGUGGCCUCUCUUCAGGUCAGUCAAGCUCUUUUUCUUUGAACUCCCGAUGUGACUUCAGAGACGUAUCGAUCUACAUGAUUGCUCUUGCCAUGCUUGUUUUCUUCUUCAUUGACGAACAGGUGCGCAUCGUUUUUUCAAUUUUUCGUAGCCAACAUUAGGUACUCUAGAGUGGUCCUUUAGGGGCAACCUUAGAAGCCCUUGCCACUUCAUCAACCCCCAUAGAGGCCGCUAAAAUGCAAAAGUAGUACCUAUAGGGGUUUUAGUUAGUGGUCCCUCUAGGGGACAUGAUAGUCGAUAAAUUUAUGAAAUCUAAGCGAAGAAGCAUUUCCAUGCAAAAAACUAAAAAAAAAUAACCCUUUUUGAAUAAUAUUGAACGAACUUCAUAGGGAUCACUUGAGCUUUAGGGCUGACGGGUCAGGCACUAAACCUCAUAGGGGCCGAAAAAGUGGUCCUUAUAGGGGUUUGGGGCUGUUUUUUCUCUAACCAUUAUGGGAACCACUCCAAAAUUCCUAAGACUAUCUUAAAAGGAAAAUUUUCAUAUCGGUAUGUGAAACCUCACUGAAAAGGUACGGAAAAUCGAUAGAGCAGAAAGAAAAAUCUCACCCGAAUUGCUCCGAUUCGCUGUCUUCCAUUACAGUAGUAAAAGGAAAUAAUGAGCGUACGUAUGAGAUUGAUUAUCGGGUCAUCCGAAACAGAAAAAAAAAAUCUAUCUUCAAAAAAUGUAUGAAAAAAGAGGAAAUUUGCAGUUUCUUUCUCUCCAAAUAAAAAAAAUUUACUUGAGGAAUGAUUUAAGAUUUCGUGGCCGGAAGCCUUAGCCAUGUUUUUGGUUUACGUGCUCUACUGCACUAUUAUGAAGUUCAACAUGCAGCUGGAGCGGCUUGUGAAAGGCGAGGAAGAAAUUCUGCCGGAACUGCCAAUUGAGCCUGUCGAGGCGCAGAAGUUAGAUGUUCACAUCAACCGCGAUGGGGUAUUUUUUUUUUUUAAAUGGAAAAAUAGGGUUUGAUGUGAAAAUAGUACCUUGUAGAGCUUUUCAUUCGAACAUUCUAUUCAAAAAAGCACAGAUAUGAGUACCUUUAAAGAAAAAAACGCGAUUUUAUUUUCCCGACUUUUAUUUUUGGAAAAAUGCUUUAGAUCGGUGUACAGAAAUUGUGAGCAGUAGACGCACGCGAUGUUGCGGACGUCACUGGACUCGCAUUUCAUGAGAAAUAAUUGGAUAUCUUCUACAAAUAAUGGUUUUUUUCUAAAAAAAAUCAUCUUUUCAAGAUCAAAAUUGCGACGAAAAAAACUUUGGUGUCAACAGAAAAAAAUUGAAGUUUGAAAAAAAUGAAAAAAACAAGCAGAAAUCCGAAAAAUGGUGGAACUUGCCCAUAGAGCAAAUUUACUGCAAAACGCCCUUCUAGCGGGAACUCAAACUUUUAUCUCUCCGACUUUGAAUCAUUUUUUCUCCAGAACUAGGAAGUUCUGUACGUUUCCAAGUUCACUGUUCGACAGGCAAGAAAGAGCUCUACAACAUGGCUUUUUUGUCUCCAACCCCAUUUUUUAUUGUCCCUAUGCCUUUUACCGAAAUGUGAGAGCGCUUAAGGUGUCGGUGACGCGACCGGUGGACAGGAUGGACUCGAUCCGCCGACGGAGUUCUUCUUCCCGACGGCAGUCUGUGCCGAUCCUGCACUCAGGAACUAUGUUCCGCAACGGAAUCAUGCAGCUAAUGAACAACACUCUCGACCAGCUCCCCGAAGGUCUCACUAUCUUGAAAAGUUUCAGAUGACUUUUUGGUUUGGUCAUUUUGAACUUAUUUUUACAAAACGACAUAAGGUCGUAUCAAAUAAAUCUAUGUACAGCAGAAUUCUUUUCAGAUAGCGAAGAGGAAGAUUCUUCACGUCGAUCUAAUCCGGCGACAAUGACGGUAAUAUUAUUACAAAACAAUUCCUCUCGAAAAACCCUGAUAAAUCUGUUCUGAUUAGAAACGAAUCACAUGUUUAAACAAAAAAAAAAGUCGAGUUCAGAGGAACUCUGACGCUUCACACUUGCCAGCCACGUCGGCCACCGAACGCCGAUCCUCACAAAUUGAAGAAAUCGUCUGUUUUUUUUUUUUUUCGAGAUCUUUCAACUGAGAAACUUUAGAAGUCGUUGCUGGAAGAGAAAGAAGAACAGCCACUGGACAUGACGUGGCCCGACAAAUGGCAGAAAAAGCUGACCUACGUGCUGUUGGCGCCGGUCCUCGUGCCCAUGUGGGUCACGAUUCCUGACGUCCGUCGAACGGUUUCUUCGCACUAUAUCUCGUGACGUCACAUCAGAGAUUCAGACGUCGAGGCAUCUCUAUCCGGCGACGUUCGUCAUCUCGAUCCUGUGGAUCGCCUUCUUCUCCUACCUGAUGGUUUGGUGGGCAAACACCAUCGGAGAGACGUUCGUCAUUCCCACUGAGGUUCUUUUUUGACCACUGCUUAGAGCGCUCCUUAUAGGGGUUUGGAGAAAAACUCCUUCACAGAGGCCGAAAAAGUGGCCCUAAGCUUACCCCUAUUUGGACCCUCUGAAGUUUCUAAGGUCAUUCAUUCUCUUAAUCGUGGGAAAAGAUCACCAUGCUCUUUUCUUUGUAAACUUAUCAAUCAUUCAGGUCAUUGGCCUGACCAUCUUGGCAGCAGGAACCAGCAUUCCCGAUUUAAUCACGAGGUGAACGCCUUCAGCUACACAUAACCGUUGAUUUAAGUGUGAUUGUGGCGCGAAAAGGCCUGGGCGACAUGGCGGUCAGCAGCUCCGUCGGAAGCAACAUCUUCGACGUCUGCGUCGGGUGAUUAUUUUCAAGCUGUUGGAAAUUGUUCUAGAACACAGUCUACUACCGAAUUCAGAGUUAGGCGCAGACUUUUUCUCUGAAAACAAAACAGAAUAUCAUCUCUCGAGUAGUUUUCGAGAUACGGUAGUUUAAAGGAUUACGGUAAAAAGCUUUAAAAAAUCUAUAGCUUGACAAAAAAAAUCAACGAAUCUUUAUCAAUGCUUGUCGCAAGGUGCAAAUAGUUUUAUUCAAACUUUAAAUGGAACAUCUCAUUUCUGCUGUUUAUUGCUCAUAUUAGAGAAUCUUCUCACACGGUCGUUGACGAAGAGCUCAUUUAAAAUAAGCUAUGCUUCACAAAAAGGGGCUUCAAAAAAUGAAAGAAAGAAAGUUAAGCUUGCCGGUCCCGUGGCUUCUCUACUUUGGAAUGGAAUUUUUCGCAGAUCCCUCGAGGUCGCCCAUGCCGAUUUCUGUCAGUAGGUAAGGAGGAGGUCAUCCCGAUAGUUGGCUAGACCAUUAUUUGAUGUGUAAAGUGAGCUUGAAAAUUGCAACAUCCAAAAAUGAGGCCUUUUAGUAUACCUCAGCCAACUUUCAGGGAACUGCACUAACAAUCAGAACAAUUCCGUUUGUAAGCCACAAAUAUUUGCAGCAAGGGGCUUCUUUGCUCUGUGGGAAUGCUCUUCAUAAUGCUCAUUGUUCUCGUCGGUGCCAUCUUCCUUUCCAGGUGGAAAAUGAACAAGGUCGGUCAUAGACUUCGGACUAAACCAAAUGAAAAUUCUCCAUCUCACAGCUUCAUUCUCAGGUUUUCGGCAUCGUGAUGAUCAUUUCCUACGUCUUUUUCUGCAUCUUCUCGGUUGCGUUGGAGACUGAUCGUCUUGUCUGUCCGUUGAAUAUCUGCUAA